UUUCCUCUCCCUCAUCUCUCCCGCAGAAAGAAGGAAAGCCGGGCCCUUACGAUCAAUCGAUCCGCUUCUCGGAUCCCGACCAGUGAUCUAAACAAACCAAAUAUGAAUGAUGCCGAUGUAUCCAAGCAGAUCCAGCAGAUGGUCCGAUUCAUCCGCCAGGAAGCGGAGGAAAAGGCCAAUGAGAUUUCUGUCUCAGCCGAAGAAGAAUUCAACAUUGAGAAGCUGCAACUAGUGGAAGCUGAGAAGAAGAAGAUCAGACAAGAGUUUGAACGCAAAGAGAAGCAAGUUGAUGUCAGGAAAAAAAUUGAGUACUCCAUGCAACUAAAUGCUUCUCGUAUUAAGGUUCUUCAAGCUCAAGAUGACUUGGUUAACUCUAUGAAAGAUGCUGCAUCAAAGGAGCUUUUGCGUGUCAGCCAUGACCACCAUAGCUACAAGAAACUUCUGCAAGAUCUUAUUGUUCAGAGUUUGCAUAAACUCAAAGAGCCUUCAGUCUUGUUGCGCUGCCGGGAAAGCGAUGUUCACCUGGUAGCUGAUGUCUUGCACUCAGCCAAAGAGGAAUAUGCAGCAAAGGCUGGGGUUCACCAACCUGAGAUCAUAAUUGAUCAAAUCCACCUUCCUUCUGCUCCCUCCCAUCAUGAUGCACAUGGUCCUUCCUGCGCUGGUGGAGUGGUUUUGGCUUCCAGAGAUGGAAAAAUAGUAUGUGAAAACACUCUUGAUGCAAGAUUGGAGGUUUUGUUUCGUAAAAAGCUCCCUGAGAUCCGCAAGCUGCUCGUUGGUCAGGUUGCAGCCCAAUAAAUUUAAGGUCCUGCCUUCCGUGUGUUAUGCAGCCAGUGCCAAUCACCACAUGACUUAUCAGCUGCUAUUGCCCACUUGUGUACUUGUAUUUCCUCUUCUUCCCCCAGGCCUUUCUUGCAUUAGAAGAGCUUUCCCUCUAUGCAGUUUUUUAUUUAAAUUAUUUGAUUUGUCGCAGACCUUGAUUGACUAUCAUGUUGGUCUGCGAUCUUUCUUUUCUAUGAUAUUAAAUAUCAGAAUAAAUGUAUGUUUGGUGAAAUGAGACAGAUAUAAUAAUAAUACAAUUCAAUCAUUAUUUUUAAUCUUCAAUUAGUGUCUCAAAGUUUCAGAGUUCCGCUUGGUCGUACCAAAAUAUUAGUCUUUCUUUGGGAUUAUAUUUCUGGUCUCUUCUCGUAGGUAAUGCUAAAUUAUUACUCCGUAUAAUGUUAAAGAAAAUCGAUAUUCUGAAAUUUUAUAUCAUCAUACCAAGUACCAAGACUACCAACAUACCAAAUACUCCGUAUAACAAACUGCUGUUAGGUGCGUGAGACUGCUGGAAAAUUGCCAUGACUCGUUUUGAAAUAUAAAUAGAAUGUGGUGGAUUGAAUUUGAAUAAGCUCUUUUGGUUUUUAAUCUGUUUAUUACAUGCGCAAACUUUUGGGUUGAUCUUCCCAAAAUUUUCUCCAUUUUCACCUUUUGGAUGACUAUUUCUCCCUGCACCUUCCUAUGGGGUUGAUGGAGC
Cuscuta europaea is the source of this 1513-nucleotide messenger RNA. Lineage: Eukaryota; Viridiplantae; Streptophyta; Magnoliopsida; Solanales; Convolvulaceae. The record is from the annotation of a GenBank genome assembly.